AUGGCGAUCACAAAAGCAGAUUUGAAGGCAAAGGAAGCGGCUCGUAAAGCAGCACAGGGUGGGAAAGCCCCACGCAAACAACUUGCCGCAAAGACUAGUCGCAAAUCCGCUCUUCGGAACGGUGGAGUCAAGAAACCUCAUCGGUACAAGCCUGGCACUGUUGCUCUUCGAGAGAUCCGUCGUUAUCAGAAGUCAACCGAGCUUCUCAUCCGUAAACUUCCCUUUCAGCGUCUUGUUCGUGAGAUUGCCCAGGAUUUAAAAUCAGACUUGCGUUUUCAGUCAUCAGCAAUCAGCGCAUUACAGGAAACCGCUGAAGCUUACCUCGCAUCGCUCUUUGAGGACACCAACAUAUGUGCAAUUCACGCAAAGCGUGUUACCAUUCAGUCAAAGGACAUUCAGCUUGCCAGACGACUCCGUGGCGAGCGAGCGUAG
Verruconis gallopava is the source of this 432-nucleotide messenger RNA. RefSeq names its product histone H3. Gene Ontology annotation, cellular component: nucleosome. The transcript has 3 exons. NCBI's taxonomy places the organism in Eukaryota, Fungi, Ascomycota, Dothideomycetes, Venturiales, Sympoventuriaceae. The record is from RefSeq and is a predicted model, not a curated record. Gene Ontology annotation, molecular function: protein heterodimerization activity; structural constituent of chromatin; DNA binding. Bases 1 to 432 code for a protein of 143 amino acids. Gene Ontology annotation, biological process: rRNA transcription.